AUGAACCACCAGCACUUCCUCAUCAUCUCCUUCCGUGGUCAGGGUCAUCUUAAUCCUACCAUACAACUCGCCAAGCGACUGGUAUGGGCCGGCGCGCAGGUCACCUACGCCAACGCGGUCGAUGGCCGAAACGUAAGGACCAUCAAGACCCCUAUUUCGAUGGAAGGCUUAUCGCACACCUCCUUCUCCGUCACCGACGACGAUGCUGGCGAACCCUCCUCCUACGAAGACAGGAUUUCUGAAAUAAAGCGGGUAGGUUCCCGAAACUUAAGAGAACUGAUCGUUAGCUUAUCUGAGAAGGAUCGACCAGUCACUUUCUUGAUCUACACCGUCCUGCUCCCGUGGGCGGCCGAUGUGGCUCGAGAUCUCGGCGUUCCUUCCGCUUUUCUUUCUAUUCAAUCGGCUGCCGUCUUUGCUAUAUAUCACCACUACUUCAACAGUCGAAGUGGUUUCUAUCAAAGUAGUAAAAAUGAGCCUCCUACUACAAUCUCAUUGCCUGGUUUGCCUCCUUUGACACCGGAGGACUUGCCUUCAUUUCUCUUACCUACCGAUCCAAAUUUCCCCAUUGUACCGACCUUUCAAGAACACAUCCUAACACUCGAAAAAGAAACCAACCCAUGUGUUCUCUUGAACACCUUCGACGCGCUGGAAGAAGAUCUGAUCAAAGCAGGCAUGGAGAACAUGAAGCUAUUCGCGAUUGGGCCUCUGAUCCCGCUAGCUUAUUUGGAUAAUAAAGAUCGUCCGUUAGACAAUUCCUUCGGCUGUGACCUCUUCGACUGCUCGACGGAUUAUCUGCAGUGGCUCGACUCAAAGCCUGCAUCUUCAGUGAUUUACGUAUCGUUCGGGAGCUUGGCCGUGUUGAAGAAAAAUCAGAUGGAGGAGCUAUGCCAAGGACUUCGCGAGAGUGGCCAACCAUUCUUGUGGGUGAUCCGGCCUUCCAAUACCAGUGAACAAGAAGAAAUCGACACGAUGAUAAAGGGAAGAAUCGAUGGAGAUUCCGGAUUGAUAGUACCGUGGUGUCUGCAGGUGGAGGUCUUGAACCAUAAGUCAAUAGGAUGCCAUGUGACGCACUGUGGGUGGAACUCGACCCUCGAGAGCUUGACAGCAGGCGUGCCGAUGGUUGCGUGUCCGCAAUUUUCGGAUCAGCUGACGAACGCCAAGUUGAUCCAGGACGUAUGGGGGGUAGGCGUAAAGGCAAGGGCGGACGGCGAAGGCGUUGUGGGAAGAGAAGAAAUGAAGAGGUGCUUGGACUUGGUCAUGGGGCCGACACACGAGGAAGGCAUGCGUGAGAGUGCCUCAAAAUGGAAAGCUUUGGCGAGGCGAGCGGUCAAGGAAAGCGGAUCUUCAGACGACAAUCUUAGGCUUUUCAUGGCAGGAUUGAAGUGA
Messenger RNA from Eucalyptus grandis, 1386 nucleotides. RefSeq names its product phloretin 4'-O-glucosyltransferase. The record is from RefSeq and is a predicted model, not a curated record. The transcript has a single exon. The coding region runs from base 1 to 1386 and encodes 461 amino acids. NCBI's taxonomy places the organism in Eukaryota, Viridiplantae, Streptophyta, Magnoliopsida, Myrtales, Myrtaceae. Gene Ontology annotation, molecular function: UDP-glycosyltransferase activity.